Messenger RNA from Sphaeramia orbicularis (orbiculate cardinalfish), 1237 nucleotides. RefSeq lists its product as uncharacterized. The transcript is spliced from 5 exons. Lineage: Eukaryota; Metazoa; Chordata; Actinopteri; Kurtiformes; Apogonidae. Bases 233 to 1237 code for a protein of 334 amino acids. Gene Ontology annotation, cellular component: external side of plasma membrane. Gene Ontology annotation, biological process: T cell receptor signaling pathway; regulation of cytokine production. The record is from RefSeq and is a predicted model, not a curated record. Gene Ontology annotation, molecular function: signaling receptor binding.
GAAGCAGAUCCUGAGGAGGAAACAAGUGGAACUGAAGGUCAAAGUCCAACAGGUGGAGGUGGAUUCAGAGGAGGAGUCUGUCCUGCUGCCCUGGAAAACCACAUUACAUAUAGAGGACGUCAGUCAGCUCACAGUGGAGUGGACGGACGAUGAUGACAAGAAGGUCCAUGUGUAUGAGGACGGCUCUGACAGAACUAAUGAACAGUACCAUAAAUACAGAAACAGAACAGAGAUGAAAGAAGACCCACUGAGAACUGGAGACCUCAGUCUGACCCUGAAACACCCCACAUACCGGGACACCUACACCUGCACCGUCUACAACAGAGACAAGCAGAUCCUGAGGAGGAAACAAGUGGAACUGAAGGUCAAAGCCCAACAGGUGGAGGUGGAUUCAGGGGAGGAGUCUGUCCUGCUGCCCUGGAAAACCACAUUACAUAUAGAGGACGUCAGUCAGCUCACAGUGGAGUGGACGCACUGUUGUGACGGGAAGGUCCAUGUGUAUGAGGACGGCUCUGACAGAACUAAUGAACAGGACGAUGAAUACAGAAACAGAACAGAGAUGAAAGAAGACCCACUGAGAACUGGAGACCUCAGUCUGACCCUGAAACACCCCACAGACCAGGACAACCACAUCUACACCUGCACCGUCUACAACAGAGACAAGCAGAUCCUGAGGAGGAAACGAGUGUUUCUGUGGGUCACAGGUCAACAGGUGGAGGUGGAGGAGGGGGCGUGGUCGGCCCUGCUGCCCUUCAGAACGACCCCUGACCUGCCUCAGGACGCCAGAGUGGGGUGGUGGUACCGUCCUAAUGACCUGAAAAACGUACGUGUCCAUGUGUAUGAGAAGAAGUCAGCUCAACAUUUUCAACAGGACGACAGAUACAGAAACAGAACAAAGAUGAAUAAAGACCCAUGGACGACUGGAGACUUCAGUCUGACCCUGAAUGACCCCCAACAGGACGACUCUGGAAGAUAUUUAUGUUUAGUCAGCAGAGAUGGAGUCUCCCUGAGAAGGAAAGCAGUGAAGCUGAAGGUCAAAGGCAUCACACUGCGAGAAGACUCCUCCUCCAUCGUGCACCACAGACCAGCAGAGUCCUUCUACACCCUGUGGGCCCUCUUCUUCAUCACCUACAGUACCAUAGAAUGUCAGCUGCAUCUCUGCAGGAAUCCUCCUCCCCUGAAGGACAACGCAGGCACCAGAGUCCCAGAAGAAGAUGGACAACACUUUCCAAACUGA